AUGCCCUCAUGUGUAGGCUGGAACAAAUGCUUGGGAUGGCCGAAAUUUGCAAUUUCGGUCACCUUUGUAGCAUCCCUGGUAGACGGCCCGACAUCGCAAGGACAGGAUGUCAAACGUUCAAAGCAGCCAUCGUUUCCUUUAUUGACAUACGCAAAGGCAGCUGAUUAUUCGCCCAUUUUCGGCGCCGUUAUUGUGGUUGUCGCGAUGUCUGAGAAGGAGCCCCUAGACCAGCUUCUGCGCCGCUUUCUUUCUCAGAAAGCCACCACGGGCUUCCGUGUCGCAGCAGAUCCACAGGGCAACCCGGUGCUUGUGCGGGUGGGGAGCGAUGGCACCAGCGAUUUGCUUUGGGUCAGGAGCGGGGCCUGGGGUCUGCACCUCGAUGGAAAGAGGUACGGCGGAAGCAAAGCCGAAGAGCUCCGCAUCGUUCGGGAGCUGUAUGGACAGGUGCAGCAGCAGGCGGCUCGGGGCGCCUGCCAGGCGGAGGCGGACAGCUUGGAGGAGGACUUGUUAAGGAGAAUGGAGGAGCCCCUGGAAGAAACUCCCCAAGCGAGGCUUUGA
Messenger RNA from Symbiodinium sp. CCMP2456, 558 nucleotides. The record is from the annotation of a GenBank genome assembly. Lineage: Eukaryota; Dinophyceae; Suessiales; Symbiodiniaceae.